AUGAGGAUUCUGGAGGAGGAGGCAGCUCAGGUGGCUGCGAGAAAGAAAAUCGCCGAAGAGGAGGAGAAUUUUCUAAAGCAGAAGUAUGCUUUACUUCUCGCAGAAGCAGAUGGUGCGGAGGAUGGAGUCAGUAGGAGAUCGGGACUGAGCAGUCGAGCUAGUCGUGAGAAGGUACAGUCGUGGCUUAGUGGACAGGAAGUCGGCGCAUCACAACAAGUGACAGUAGCGCAAUCCAGCAACAUUUCGCCAUCGGCCGUAGUUCCAGAAGCAGCUCAGCAGUCGACGAUUCCGGCAUCUAUCUCCGUAACAGCACCAGCCAUGACCACACCCGGGCUCACGACAGCAAAUACUGGAAAUAUUCCGGUGAUAAUUGCCCCUACUCCAACGUCGACUUCCACGCCGAAUUCUACGGAUGAUUUCGGAAGGACCGGACCCACGGAUGGAAGUGUUAUUCCUGAACUGCUGGAUACCGGUAAAUUUGUUUCACGUAAGCAAAUAGCAAUUCGGGAGCCACCGGUAAGUACAUCGUUGACCCAAUACGAUUCCCCGGUGGGAAUAAGCUCCUUCAUUUCAACGCGACCAACGUCUGCUCCACUGAAAAAUAAAAGUGCUCCCCCGUCGAUCAGUUACCCCCACCAGUCGUUUAACGUGCUACCUUUCGAGUCAGUCUCUACAUCGUAUAAUGUUCCAAUCACCAGUAGAGGUACGUUAGGGUGUGGCAAUAAUACAGUUGCGACUUCAGUUGGGGUUGGGACAAUUGUGGUGGGAAAUUCUAUGGCAAACAACCCGUUUGAUUCUGGUAACAGUUAUAUACCAAUGCCACCGUUGGGUCAGAAUCAACCCGGGCCAUCAGCAUCCUCUUUCGCUGGAGUACACCCGCAUCCUUUGCAAUAUCCUGUUUCGUCGAUUCCCAUAGUGAGUGCUGUGCUGACUUCCGCUUGCAGUUCAACGUGGAUGAACAGUAACCCUAUCAGCGUCGGUGCUGGUGGCGAUGGUGUGUAUGGGCCUACAUCGGCAGUUCCAACGCAAGCUGCACCAAUGUUCGUCAACAGCAGGCGAGUUCCGGCCGGUUUCAAUCACCCCGUGCCACCUCCAGCCAGCGUUGCACCAACUCAGGUCGAGAUGCCAAAUUCUGCAGAUUACAGUACCCCUUCGGUAGGCCAACCUCAACAACGAGCAGCAACAGUACGACGGGGACCAUCCAACGAACAACUGGCAGCGAGACAAGUGAUGCCCCGAGAACUCCCAAAUUUCUCUGGCGACCCGCAGGAUUGGCCGUUAUUCUAUAGCUCAUUCUGCAACUCUACGAAGGCCUGCGGGUUUAGUGAUUCGGAGAACUUAGCGCGUUUACAACGUUGCUUGAAAGGUAACGCGCUAGAAGCAGUGAAGAGCCGGUUGUUGAUGCCACAGUCGGUGCCAUUCGUGAUUGACAUAUUGCGAAGGUUAUAUGGGCGGCCAGAAGUAUUGAUCCACUCUCUUCUUCAAAAGUUACGCGCAGUUCCUUCUCCGAAGUCCGAUAAUUUGCAAUCACAGAUCACAUUUGGUCUAGCGGUUCAGAAUGUUGUGGAUCACAUGUCAAUCGCAAAUUUAGCUGAUCAUUUAUGGAAUCCCUCGUUACUCCACGAGUUAGUUGAGAAAUUGCCCCCUCAGCUUAAAAUGCAGUGGUCGUACCAUAAAAGUAGAUGCGCUUAUGUCAACCUGGCGGCAUUUAGCGCAUUCAUGUCCGAGAUAGUAGUGAUGGCCUCGGAUGUUACGCUUCCCAUCGAUAGCCUCGCAACUAGUUCCAAACCGAGUAAAAUUGGAAAGGAGAAACCGAAGCUGUACGUUCAUACAGAGGACCAACAGGAAAGAAAGUCGUCGUCAGUCAACGUAGGCAAACAGCUGAAGGAAUCAGCGAAUAGGACAUGUCUGUAUUGCGACAAACCAAGUCACGAGAUAGCGGAUUGUAUACAGUUUAAGGCACUUGACAUUGACGUGGUCCUGCUGGGAAACACCGAAGUGGCUGAAGCUUCACGAUCCACCGUGGAUCCAAAAACUGUAGUGCACCACAAUCGUCACAGUUCGAUGACCUACUCGCUGUUCCGGUAUAUACCGGUAACCAUCCACGGUAACGGUCAGCAGGUCAAAACCUACGCUUUCUUGGAUGACGGGUCUUCAUCUACGCUUCUUGAAUCCGGCAUCGCGAAGGCGCUGGGUAUUCACGGUCCUACGGACGGUUUCUGUUUAAGUUGGACCGGAAAUAUAUCGAGAGAGGAGAAGGAAUCGCAACGAAUCAGUAUUGUCAUCAGCGGUGAAGGCAAGAAGUUUAAACUCCACAACGUCCGAACAGUACAGGCUCUUCGGCUGCCGAGACAGACUAUGUGCUACGAUGAGUUGCAGCGUUCCUACCAUCACCUAAAAGGUUUGCCAGUUCGCAGUUAUGCGGAUGCUGCCCCUGGCAUCAUCAUCGGAAUCGAACAUGUCCGAUUGCUGACUUCGCUGCGUCUUCGAGAGGGAAAAGACAACGAGCCAGUUGCUACGAAAACACGCCUCGGUUGGUGUAUCUUCGGGAAAAGCUCGGGUAGUAGUACAGUCAUAGAACAGCUGAAUCUCCAUCUGGACGGCGAACUUGGAAAUAGAGAACUACAUCAGUGGAUGAAACAAUUUUUCGCAGUUGAGGAAUCCAGUGUUACAGUAAAACCAGAACCCAAAGAAGACACACGAGCGCGGGAAAUCAUGGAAGCAACAACUCGACGGGUGAACGGUGCUUUCGAAACGGGACUAUUAUGGAGGUUCGAUCACAUCAGUUUCCCGGACAGUUACCCAAUGGCAGUGAGACGGCUGAACGCUUUGGAAAAACGGUUGAGUAAGGAUCCAAUACUUGAAGAGAAGGUGAAAGAGCAGAUUGCAGACUAUGAGGCCAAGGGAUAUGCUCAUCGAAUUACACCUGAGGAGCUGCAGUCUACGGAACCAUCUAGAGUCUGGUAUCUACCACUGGGCGUUGUACAGAAUCCGAAAAACCCGGCCAAGGUGAGACUGAUAUGGGAUGCCAAGGCCAGAGCUGGAGGAGUAUCGUUCAAUGACAUGCUGCUUAAAGGUCCAGACCUUCUAGUGGCACUGAUGUCAGUUCUACUACGCUUCAGACAGAGGAAUAUUGCCAUUGUUGGCGAUAUAAAGGAGAUGUUUCAUCAGAUCCGCAUCCGUGAUGAAGACAGACAGUCACAACGUUUCCUGUUCAGACCACAUCCAGAAUCGCCACCGCAGAUCUAUGUGAUGGACGUUGCUACCUUCGGGGCUACAUGUUCUCCCAGCUUGGCGCAGUUUGUGAAGAAUGAAAAUGCGAAACAGUUUGCCAAAACUUCUCCCAGGGCUGCUAAAUCAGUGACAGACAACCAUUACGUGGACGAUUUUCUGGACAGUGUGGAUACGGAAGAAGAGGCUGUGACACUGAUCAACGAAGUAAAAUACAUCCACUCCCAGGCAGGAUUUGAAAUUCGCAAUUUCUGCUCCAACUCAACUGAAGUUCUUGAGAGAAUUGGCGAACGCGGUGCACCACAGGAAGUUUCAAUGAAUCUGGAUAAGUCUUCAGAGUCCGAACGUGUACUGGGUCUAGUCUGGAAGCCUGCCGAGGACAUUUUCACCUUCGAUUUGAGCAGUAUCAACGAAGAGAUCAGGACGCUGGUUACUAGUUCGACGAUGCCCACCAAACGUCAAGUUCUGCGUACUGUAAUGUCCUUGUUUGAUCCGCUGGGAUUGAUUUCCCACUUUGUCGUACACGGAAAAAAUCUCAUGCAGCAGAUUUGGAGAUCCGGUGCGGAUUGGGAUGAAGCAAUUCCAGAAGAACUACAUGAAAGGUGGAUUAGUUGGUGUCAGUACAUGCAGCGGCUGGAGGAAGUAGCAGUGCCGCGCUGUUUCUUCAAGAGUGUCGAUCCUUCUACAAUCGAAAAUGUGGAAGCUCAUUUGUUCGUGGAUGCGAGUGAAGUCGCUUGUGCAGCAGUCCUCUAUCUUCGUAUUGUCGGUAACGGAGAACCUCGAUGUGCGCUUGUUGCAGCCAAAACGAAGGUUGCUCCCUUAAAACCACUUUCUGUGCCUCGUCUUGAGCUCCAAUCAGCGAUGAUAGGAACAAGGUUGCUAGACUCGGUGCUGACUUCGCUGGACAUCCAGAUCACUAAGCGCUAUCUCUGGUCUGAUUCAUCUACUGUACUGUGUUGGUUACGAUCCGAUAGUCGACGUUAUCAUCAGUUUGUGGCAUUUCGUGUGGGAGAGAUUCUCACGACAACCAGCGUUGAUGAGUGGCAUUACGUGCCUUCUAGACUGAACGCGGCGGAUGCGGCUACUAAGUGGAAGGACGGGCCAAGGUUUGACCCGAAGAAUCCAUGGUAUAAAGCACCAGAGUUCCUAUUCAGACCGCCAGAGCAGUGGCCAGUAGAGCCUUCUCGUAAAGUGGAGACAGACAUCGAGCUACGCGCAACUUUCCUGUUUCACAGCACUAUCCUGCAACCGCUCAUCGACGUCUCAAGAUUCUCUAAUUGGAACCGACUACUGAGAACUACAGCUACCGUUCUGCAGGCAGUACGACGAUUCAAAGGGGAAAAAGCGUCCAAACCAAACCGUUUGACACAGAAGGAUUUGUAUGAUGCCGAAAAUCUCCUGUGGCGACAGGUACAAACUGAAACGUUUCCAGACGAGUAUGCUGUUUUACAACGCAACUUAUCGGAACUCGAUUGCCCAGUAUCAAUUCCAAAGUCCAGCCAUCUGUAUCGACUGUCCCCCUUUAUCGACGAAACCGGUGUCAUCAGAAUGAACAGUAGACUCAGCGCAGCCCCAGCGAUUUCUGCAGAUGCGAAGUACCCGAUUCCACUACAGAAGAAGCAUCAUGUAACGUAUCUUGUUGUUGACGAUUAUCAUCGACGAUUUCUACAUGGAAAUGGAGAGACAGUUUGCAACGAGAUACGUCAGCGGUUUUGGAUACCAGGUUUGCGGAACUUAGUCCGUCAGGUGUCGAGGCAGUGUAUGCUGUGUCGCGUCAAGAAAGCUGUCCCACAACCACCUACUAUGGCACCACUACCAGAGGCACGAGUUACUGGAUGUGUUCGUCCAUUUACGCACACCGGAGUGGACUAUUUCGGGCCGAUUCAGGUCAAACGCGGACGCAGUUUGGAGAAAAGAUGGGUGGCACUGUUCACGUGUCUAGCGAUUCGUGCCGUUCAUGUGGAGUUGGUGCACAGUCUGUCUACCCAAUCGUGCAUAAUGGCAAUAAGGCGUUUCGUAUCUCGGCGCGGUUCUCCAGAUGUUUUCUACAGCGACAACGGAACAAACUUUGUGGGAGCCAGCAACCUUUUGUCGAAGCAGAUCCAGGAUAUCCACGAAGACUGUGCGACGACUUUCACCAAUUCAGCAACCAGAUGGGAUUUCAACCCGCCCUCGGCUCCGCAUAUGGGCGGAUCGUGGGAGCGCAUGGUGCGCUCAGUAAAGACAGCAAUGACAGCGAUAAUAGAACACCCACAUUCUCCAAGCGACGAGGUGCUACAGACAGUCAUCACAGAAGCAGAGUCGGUUGUCAACUCCAGGCCCCUGACCUAUAUUCCACUGGAGUCUUCAGAACAGGAGGCCUUAACGCCGAACCACUUUCUCCUUUACGGAACCAAGGGUGUCAAUCAACCAGCCAGUUCUUUGAAUACCGUCGGAAGCAGUUUACGUGACAGUUGGCGUUUGGCGCAGUUCUUGGCGGAUCAGUUUUGGCGUCGAUGCAUUCGUGAAUACUUGCCAACCAUCGCGAGACGUAUUAAGUGGUUCGAGUCAGUCAAGCCGUUAGAACCAGGGGAUCUUGUACUUGUCAUAGAUGAGGGUAAGCGGAACGGUUGGUUACGAGGUCGGAUUGUGGAUGUGUCUACGGCAGCAGAUGGACAAGUUCGACGUGCAGUUGUGCAAACGAAGAACGGUUUAGUAAGUCGGCCCGCAGUCAAGCUGGCGCCUCUGGACCUUCGGACAUCUGGGCGGUCCGGAACUACACGGGCGGGGGUAUGUUGCGAAACCACUGGGCAUAUUCGCCCGGCAGCUGAGUGA
Messenger RNA from Aedes albopictus (Asian tiger mosquito), 6045 nucleotides. RefSeq lists its product as uncharacterized. Gene Ontology annotation, biological process: DNA integration. The record is from RefSeq and is a predicted model, not a curated record. Gene Ontology annotation, molecular function: nucleic acid binding. The coding region runs from base 1 to 6045 and encodes 2014 amino acids. The transcript is spliced from 2 exons. NCBI's taxonomy places the organism in Eukaryota, Metazoa, Arthropoda, Insecta, Diptera, Culicidae.